AUGGACCGGCCUCCGCGUAUAUGCGCGCGCGGGCAGGACCGACCGCCCAUCUCGGUUGUCGUAGCGCCGGGAGCGGAGCAGAUAGCGGCGGCAGUUGUAGUAGCGCGGGCGUACGAGGCAGAUUCCAUCCUGCACUACGACGAAUUCAUUGUUUUCCCUUUGCUUUAUAAGCCAUCCCGCGCGCACUACGAGAGGCUGCAGGAGAGCCCUGCGUCGCCGUCCAUGGACAACGAGCGGCAGAUUCCCGUAGACCCCGUCUCGCUGCGGCACCUGGGCAUGGUCGCCGACCCGGACUCGCCGCUCUCGGCGCCGUCGGUAAUGACGGAGCUGGUGGCGCACCCGUCCCCGCUCCUGCCGCCGCUCCGCCGGCCCACCUUCGUCGGCGCCAGCCUCCCGUGCUCCGCGUCCUCCUCCCCCGUCCACAGCGCCGGUGCGAAGCGGGAAGAGCCCAGCCUCGCCACGGUCAUCGCCCUGAGCUCCCUCGCGCGGCAGCACUCCGCCGCGCUCGCCCACUACGUCACCUCGCCGUCCGCGGCGCCCGCCACGCUCUCCAGGAGCGCGUCCCGCGCCGAGGGGAGGACCAUGGCGCCGCACGACGACGAGUACCCCCACUUCGAGUUCGAGACCGACGCGGAGGCCCACGGCUUCAAGUGCGGCGUGCUGUGCAUGUUCAUCCCGGGCUUCAACAAGAAGAAGCGGGGCUCCCCCUCCGCGGCGGCCGUCGUGUCGAGCAUACAGAGGCAGCACUCCGGGGCGAGGCGGCGGAGCAGCGUGUCGCGGAUGGCGUCCAUGGAGAGGUUCGAGUGCGGGUCGUGGAGCCCGCCGCCGCUGCCCACCUCGGCGCCGCACGUCGACACGGACUUCGCGAUGGAGGUGGCCAAGAUCAGCUGCGCCGACGACACGGACUUGCCGAUCAAGAUGGCGUUCGUGUUCGAUGGCGAGGCGAGGGGGGUCCUGAAGAAGUCGGCGUCGGAGUCUGAGUCGCGGCGGCUGGAGUCGGCGGCGAUGUCGUCGGCGUCGCAGCGGCACGUGAGGUUCUCGACGGCAGCCGCGCCGCCGGCGUCGUGCCCGACCUCGCCGUGCAUCACGCCGCGCCUGGCGAUGGCCAGGGCGGAGUUCAACGCAUUCUUGGAGGCGCAGAGCGCGUAG
Molecule: messenger RNA, 1149 nt
Organism: Lolium rigidum
Lineage: Eukaryota; Viridiplantae; Streptophyta; Magnoliopsida; Poales; Poaceae
Exons: 3
Coding region: 1-1149 (382 amino acids)
Biological process (GO): photosystem I assembly; response to photooxidative stress
Cellular component (GO): chloroplast thylakoid membrane
Source: RefSeq, a predicted model, not a curated record